GGCUAAAGUAGCUUAGAGCUAGCUGAGAGAUAAGCUACUUAGCCACUUUUAGCUACUUAAGUUUAAGUUUAAAAUGAAAGUUUCAAACGCUUUUUUUUGUUAUUAACAUUGUUUUUGCUAACCAUAAGUAUUGUUUUUCUGCAUUGUUCUUUUAUUGUAUUUCUUUCUUGCAUUUCUGUGAUACACAUAUUAACCUUAAAUCUAAUAAUGGCUGAAAAGGUACCUGUUGCUGGAAUAGAUUGGCCGUGCACAAGUAAAAGUUUGGCAAAAAUAAAUGGCGAAGUUUAUGUACAUUUGCAAGCAGAUUGGUACGGGAAACCUAACACAAUUACGAAUGAAGAAGGUAGUGAAGAUGAGCUAGAAUUCAAAGAGAGAGACCCAGAUAUUUUCACCAUUGAGGAAUUACAAGCACAAACAGCAGAAACGAAAAAGAGGAAGCGAGGAAAUAACACUUACGCUUGUCCACUCUGUGGGAAAACAUUUUACCAAAGGAAAGAAAGUGCAAAUAGACAUUUAAAUGGAGGACCUGAUAGAUUGGCAGCGUGCCCAACCAGGAAAGCCGAUCCUAAUGAUGAUCUAAAAACUUUUUGUGAUAAACCGAUAAUUGUUAAAAAGCACAGAUGAAUUUGUAAUUGAAGCUAAUCACGCUAAUAAACUUGAUUGGAUUUAAACUUGAA
Molecule: messenger RNA, 677 nt
Organism: Tetranychus urticae (two-spotted spider mite)
Lineage: Eukaryota; Metazoa; Arthropoda; Arachnida; Trombidiformes; Tetranychidae
Source: RefSeq, a predicted model, not a curated record